Molecule: messenger RNA, 3452 nt
Organism: Pocillopora meandrina
Lineage: Eukaryota; Metazoa; Cnidaria; Anthozoa; Scleractinia; Pocilloporidae
Source: the annotation of a GenBank genome assembly
AUGAUUGCGGCUAUACUUUCCAUAGCCUUGUCCCUUGUAGGGACAAUUUUUGGCGCUCCGGCCGAUCCAGUCUUCAAAUUGACUGACAACGAUUUUGACCAUUUUUUGAAAGACAAAGAGACAAUGUUGGUGGACUUUUAUGCACCUUGGUAAGUUUUGGUUUUUAUUUUUUGGUCCGUGCUCACAACAUAACUGAAAAACGAAUAAGUGGUAAACAAAGAAUUUCAUGGGCAAAUUUUUAGAAAGACAUAAUCAGUGGUUGUUUCCUAAGUACACGGCUCAAACCUAGAGCGUCUAUUUUAAGACAAACGGGUGAUAAAGAAUCAAGUUGUUUAUAAGUUUACGGAUGAGUUGUACGACAGGUAGGACAUUUAUAUAUGUCACAAAAGUUUUCGUCUGGCUUAUGAUUUAUUUUUCCUCGGUAAGAGUUAAUCUUACUCGUCAUUGGUGUUUCUAAUACAUAUUUUGACGAACUGUUUUAACAUUUUAUUGCACUCAAAACAUUUCCAUUUUACUUCUUUAAAAGAAAAUCGAAUGAAUUCCGAAUUCUGUCUGUAACAAAGUCACUCCUUGACGCCGUGUUCUUCGCCACUACCAAUAAGAAAUUAUUCUAACCAAAUUAGCUUGUAUCUUAAGUGAUAACUCAGUCCCCUCCCGACCUUUAACGUUUCUUGUUCAAAAAGGGAUAGUGCCAUUAAAACAAGGAACCAGUAAAAACCAAAUGACAAUGUAAUCCACCCCUCCCCCUCAGGUGCAGCGACUGUGCCAGAUUAAAGCCUGAGUUCGACAAAGCCGCAGAGGAUUUUGCUCAGAAGGGAAAAUUUGUUUUCGCUAAGGUUUGUAUUGUUACUUUACUUAGAGCUAUAGAAAUCUAGUGCAAGGCCCCUACAGCCAUGCAGUGCAGAGAUGAAGAAGGGCAUGAGAGUGGGCGAGUACUCCUUCCAGACCACUGCUCCAUCUUCAUAGACAGCUUAGCUCUCCAUAGAACUUAAGAUUAUAGCUUUCCCCCUCAUCAAAAGCCUAUUCAACACGAUUUCUCAAGAGAUAUUGUGAUACGAGUACCAUAUUUGCCUGAUACGAAAGAUAGAACUCAGGCCUCCUAAAGAAUCGAUUACUGUUCUGAACAGAUUGAUUGCUUCGGCGAGGGAAGAAGCAUCUGCGAAAACAGAUUCAAUGUACACAGCUGGCCUCAAUUGAAAGUUUUCCGCCGAGGGCAAUAUGCGGGAGAAUACAGCGGAAACCAAGACAAAGGUAGGUCUGCAAGGCGUGUUAAUGGUGCCCGAGUGUCUUCGUUACUCAUGUUCUCUUAAUUAGUCAGCGGUGAUGCUAAUCAUUAUAUUUUAAUCAAGAUAGGUAUAUCGUACUUAUAAAAGAUAUUUCAAAAGAUCUACUUCACUCUUUGAUUAAAUUUUCCUUUUCUUUUCCAGCUUCUAUUGAAAGAUUUGUGAGCAGCCUUAUUAAACAAAAAGUCCCAGAUAAUAUUGGUCAGGACCAACCCCAGGAAAACCCGUCGAAAAUCAAAGAGAACCCGUAUGGCCCCUGGUACCAAAACGGAUGGACUUAUACGGCAGUGAGUCCUGGAAAUGUCCCUUAUCAGAACCCACCCGGCUGGAAAAGAGGAUAAGGCUGAAAAUAUUCCCAAAAGAAAUUAACACUUAACAUAGACCCGCAGCAAUUUAUGAGAGCCUAAUGAUCAAUGGCUACAGCAGUUCGCACAUGGAAAAGAGGUCUAGUUUCCGUGCUAAACCAUAUUAUUUCAACCAUAUUAUACGCAGUCGCUGAACUUGUUAAAAUGUUGCAUUUUGAAGCGUGCUAGUAAUGAGAAAAUUAUAUGCUUUUUGUAAAAAUUAAUCGAGGGAAGAUAUUCCUUUCCUCUUAAGCCUGUUUAUCUACUUUCGAACAAUUUAUUCCAACACUAGCAUUACUUUAAAGUGAAAGUAUUUCAAAUGAAUUUCUCUGGAAUGAAAAAUUUCAACUUGUCAAAAAGUGUGCUAAGUUUGAUUUGUUUAAUUAAACGCCAACUUAAGAGUUCUUUAUCAGAUUUGAAAUGGCCCCUGAUAUUGAGGCAUCAAGAACACUUACUCUUAGUCGUUACAAAAUGGACGUUUGAACGUGUGAAAAUUAAUUUUUUUCUUCUGUCUAAAUCUGCCAUAAAUCUGCCAUAAAUAGAGCAGCAGAAAAACUAGUGGCAACGGAGCUGUAGAAAAAUUUGGUGUUGAUUUACUGAAAAGCAGACAAUUUACAGAGUAGAGACUAUUCUUGCAAGGAGUGAAAGCAACUAAAAUAGACAAGAAUCCAGAUGAAGCAGAUUCUUAUCUCAUUUCAGAUCUGGAAGACAUGUUAGGUUUCAUAACUAAUAAAUUUGUUUCCAUGAAGAUCACAUUCGACUGAACCGGAACAAAUUUAUCAUUUUUAACGUGGAGCACUCUACAACUUGAGUCAAACCGAUUUGUAGGUCUUCCUGACACCCUAAGACCUAAAGUACUUCGGUAAAUCAGAGAUGAAUGUGAAUCCAGGGAUUGAUGACCUACGCAUCUUUCACGGCGUUAGGGCGUACGGCCGCGCACAGAGUUUUAACUUCAACAGACAAUUAAGACAGGCAGAGAUUUUGCGUUUAGCUGAUGACAAUAGGGAGGGGACUGAGUUAUCACUUAAGACACAAGCUAAUUUGGUUAGAAUAAUUUCUUAUUAGUAGUAGAUAAUAGAGGAUUAUUAUCGCCACGUUGGAAUUUCCCGAGGACGGUGAAAAUGGCGGGAAAUAUCACUGCCGAAAUUGAGGCUUGUUUGAUAACAAAAAUUUACAGCUAAGAGCAAAAACUCAGAAAAUUUAAUAUACUCUGUGCAAUUUCAAGCCAUCAGAAAACAUGGCGCAAAAUCUAAACGAACAUUUUAAACACAAUGUCUUAAGUGAAAAAUUAUGUUUAAUCUGGUUUGAGCAAACAAGACUACAAAACAGCCCCAUAACUAGUUGACUGGAAGUUCUACCUCCAGUUCAAAUAAGACGAUUUUUAUAAAAGUUAUAUUUUCAAUGCACAAUAUUUCGACGUACCAGGAAAACGUGUAGUAUUCCUGUAACAUAGCCUCUCUAGUUCUAAAUUUAUCUUAUUCUAAGCAAAUUUAAUUUAUUUGGGUUCUAAGUAAAAGACGAGAAAUGAAGUAAAAACCUGUUGACGGAAUCACAAAUAUGCAUUCUUUCAAUGCAAAAAUAGAAAACCAACAAACGAAAAAAGGUAGUCUGUAAAAGCUUGUUGUGUCCGCAGGUCCAGUCUGAGAUGGAAAAGUAAGACAGAACGAUGAAAAAUUAAUUAGAUAAUAAUAAGAGGAAUAAGAAAUAUGAUGAGUGCAAUUCCCAAACCAAACUUUGAAGCGAGACUGUGAAAAAUACUUUUUAGGUUUAAUAGUUACAUGUAAAGAGGUUCGGUUUUCCCCCUUUCAGCAUUCGCUUUUCAGUU